CAAAAUUAAGCCAAAGCCCGCAGAGAAAAGCGCGUCGAUCGCGGCCGCUAGCUAUGGGGGCACCACCGGAGCUGCUGGAGAGCAUCACCAACUUGGAUUUGGAGGUGCAGAAAGCCUUCGAAGGUCUCCGGAAUCAGAUCCAGGGGCUCCAGCAACUGGCUCGAGGGCUGGAAGAGCACAACGAGGAGGGUGACACAGAAGUUUGGCAGCUUUCGCACGAGGAUGCGGCACUGCUGGGCGAAGAAUCACCGCUCACUCCUGAGGCGCUCAUUUUGCAACGCAGCGUGCGGAGCCACGAGCAUGGGAUCCACGGCCCCUCACAGCUGCGCUUAAACUCGCACAUGAUGGAGCUCUCAAUGAAGGCCUCUGAAGCCGUGGACGCGCUGGGACACAGCAACUGGAAACCUUCCGUGUUGAACGGCCUCGCGAGGCACUCUGUUUACUCAAUGGCCAAUGCGAGCCAAAGUGCCAGCGGGAUCGUACUACCUGGCUGCGGGCGGGUGAAAGCGGUCCCGCCAGAUUCAAAGUUCCGCAUUGCUUGGGAUCUCUUCGGCAUGAUGUUGAUGGUGUGCGAUGCGUUCGUGCUGCCAGUUUGCAUGGCGUGGGACUUGAACAUCACGCCCUUUCCACAGACUUACUGGGAGCGAGGCAUGUUGCAGGUCUUUGCCAUCGUGUCGUUGGCUUUUUGGCCGCUGGAUAUUGCUCUCAACUUCUUCACCGGCUUCCACGUGAAAGGUCAUUAUAACUAUGCCCUGUGGGCGAUUGCCAAGCGCUACAUGAUGACAUGGUUUGCCUUCGACUUGUCGGUCGUCACGAUCGAUUAUGGUGCAGCUUUUACGAUCACCGGCACUGAAGACGAUGCCGCUGGCUUUCUGCAGCCACUGCGCUCUGCACGGUACCUACGAGUCCUGCGGAUGGUCCGGAUAUUGCGGAUUUUGAAGGCUGGAAAGGUCAACGUGAUGCUCGAGAACCUGGUGAUCGCCAUGGGCCGACAAUGGCUGAUCCUAGCCUUCACGGUGGGGAAGAUGCUCAUGGCGAUUGGGCUGGUCACGCACAUUUUGACCUGCUUGUGGUUUUGGCUGGGGAAGUUGGUCCACGAGGAAGGCAUUCGAAAGAGUUGGCUGGAUUUGGCGAACGUCACCGAGCUGGAUUUGGGCCUCCAAUACGCACAUUCCGCCAGCUGGAUCUUGUUGCCACCUUCGCCUCCGACGCUGGAACCCGACAGCCGUGUGGAGCGCCUGGCGAGUCUCAUGUGCUUCGUCACUACAGUCCUGGUGAUCGGUUCCGCCUUGUCCAUUCUCACGGGCACCUUGAACGAGAUUCGCCAGGUGAAUAACGAGCGUAGCAAGAAGCGGCGGGAGCUGCGGAUCUUCCUGCAGACCCGGAGGGUUCCCACUGAACUGUUGAUGCGCGUCAUGAGUUAUGCAGACUACAAGAUCGCUCGUCACAGUCCUGUCAGCUAUGACAGCAGCCUUAUAUCUCCCAUGUUGGAGGCCGAACUGGCUAUUGUGAACUUCGGCAACAUCCUGACCGAGCACCCGGUCUUCAAUAUGGUCCGCACACUAUUCCCAAACAUCUUCGCUGAUUUGUGCAACUCGUUGGAGAAGAGAUACUUUUGCGAGAUGGAGUAUGUGUUUCACGCAGGCACGCUUGUGGAAAUGAUGUACAUCACCAGUCAUGGCACUUUUUCCUUGAUGAAGGACAAGAAGGCAUCCAAAGUAAAUACCUUCACGGAUGAGCGGCACUACUUCGGGGAGGUGGCCCUGUACGUGGAAGCCGCUUUGCAUCCUUUCGCCCUUCAGACGGCUUCCUUUGCGGAGGUCUUUGUGCUUUCGGUAAGUAGAUUGACCAAUGUGCUGGUGAACUCACCCCUAUGCGCCACGAUGUUCGUGGAAUAUGCCACCGAUUUCAUUGGGCGUUACAAAGUGCCAAUGCAGCCAACUUGGGAGGAGGUAGAUGACCUUGUGAGGUUGCAGGAGGAAUGUGCUCGGGAGUCCUGUGCAAACAACUCCUUUGCCUUGCCCAUCAACCUGGACAGCCGGAAGUACUUGGCACACCUGGACUUGCGCUACAUCCAGGCCGAUCCGACUUGCUCUACCCAGGCCGCUCUGGAGACUCUGGAGGACUCGGAGAUGGAUCCGGCCAGGACGGUCCUGAAGGAGUUCAUCGCGGAGGUCGUCCACAGCGAGGAGGCCUCGGCGGCGGAGACUCUGUUGAAGCUCCGCGAAGCCUACGUGGAGUUGGACGUGAGGGGCCGAAAGCGAGUUCGAUGGAUCGAGAGGGAGCGAGAAGGAGGUCAGGUUCCUAGGCAGACCAAGGUCCAGGAUGGGCUACAUGCACGAUUCUCGGAGCCCAUGGAGCAAGAGCGGGCCGAAUCGGGAAUUCUGAGCCUCAUCGCAUUGGUGAGACGGGACUACGAAAUGUUUGUGACCCCCCAAAAGGCGGACAUGGCCCUGUCGCGGGCCCAAUGGGAUGCAUUGCAGGACAUCCUCGAGUGGGCGCAACCUAACCCUGACAAGCUCGCGGGUGCCAUGUUUUUGGUAGCCAUCAAAGGCUUAGGUAAGUUCAGGAGCCUCACGGGGCAAAUGCCCCGCGAAGACCAAAGGCCCGAGAAAGCUUUGCUCUACUUGUUGCGGUUUCAUCCGCAUGCGGUGCCGAGCUUGAAUGAGAUGAGCGAGGAGGCGCAGGAGUUUGUGAUCGGAAUCUUGGAGCUUCAACAGUCCUUCAACUUUGCUCAAAUGCUCCAGGCCGAGAAUGUGCCCGCCAACCUAGCGAAGCUUCAAGCACAAAUUCGAGAGCGACAAGGCAUUGAUCUCUUGAAGUUUUACGUGCUCUUUCUCUUGGCCUUCAUGAGUGGUUUAGCUGGCGGACGGGGAUCACGCCUCUCACCUGAAGCCUGA
Messenger RNA from Durusdinium trenchii, 2900 nucleotides. NCBI's taxonomy places the organism in Eukaryota, Dinophyceae, Suessiales, Symbiodiniaceae. The record is from the annotation of a GenBank genome assembly.